UAAAGGAAAAUGUUUUCAGAUGAACGAAGACUGAUAAUUUCCAAUGCUCUCUAUCCAGUUCCCUCUUUGCAUCGGCAACACUCACAGCCACCACAGAGAAUACUACUCCUGCCAUAGCAAAACAGUUAGCCAAAAGAGAAACAAGAGAAUUGUCAUGGCAGCGACGAUCAAUGAUACUGCUAAUCAAGAGUACGAUCGUUCAAAAGAAGUGAAACAGUUUGAUGAUUCCAAAAUCGGAGUCAAGGGCUUAAUUGACUCGGGCAUCACCUCAAUUCCUCGGAUUUUUAUUCACCCGCCAGAGACCCUGUCUGAUCUCAAAUCCAAGAGGAGUACCCGACUACCCGAUUCUGAAUCCAAUCUGAUCCCCACAAUCGAUAUCUCGGGCUUGGAGGAUUCGAAUCGACGGUCAGCAGUAGUGGAUAAAGUUGGACGUGCGUGUCGCGAGUUCGGGUUCUUUCAAGUUGUUAAUCAUGGGGUUCCUCUGGAAGUGUUGGACCGUACGAUUGGAGCUAUAAAGGGGUUUCAUGAACUGCCCACGGAGGAGAAGAUGCGGUGGUAUCGUAGAGAGAUGGGGUCUGGCGUCUCCUUCCUCUCCAACGUCGACUUGUUUCAUUCUAAAGCUGCUAGUUGGAGGGACACACUCCAGAUGACUCUUGGCCCUAACUUACCAGAGCUUGAAGAAAUCCCUGCGAUAUGUAGAAACGAGCUUGUUGAUUGGAAUGAAUGCGCCAAACAAUUGGGAGAGCUGUUGAUGGAACUGUUAUGUGAAGGCCUAGGAUUAAAUGCAGGGAAGUUGAAGGACUUGACAUUUUUGGAUGCUAGGACCAUGGCAGCCCACUAUUAUCCUUACUGUCCCCAGCCUGAUCUAACAGUCGGGAUUAUGUCUCACACAGAUCCUGGAGUUUUAACAGUAUUACUGCAGGAUCAGAUUGGUGGUUUGCAGGUUAAACAUGGGGAGGGUUGGGUGGAUGUUAAACCUGUCCCUGGUGCUAUUGUCAUCAAUGUUGGGGAUAUAAUGCAGAUUCUGUCUAAUGACGAGUACAAGAGCAAUGAGCAUAGAGUGUUGGCUAAUGGUUGCCAUGAACCACGGAUUUCAAUUGCAAUUUUCUUCAACCCACUCAAGAGGGAUAGCUUGUUUGGACCUUUUCCGGAGCUAAUAUCACCAGAAAAACCAGCUGUUUACCGGGAGUUUAUAUACACGGAUUAUAUAAAAAGGUUCUUCACAAAAGAGUUGGAUGGAAAAUCUUUGACAAAUUACUACAAGCUGUGAGGCAUGGAGAAAACAAGAAAGAACACGACCUUGUAAUAUGGAUUACUGGACAGUGUAGCCAGUUAAUAUUCUCCCUGUAAUUUAUUAUGCCUAGAAGUUGGUUAAUUUAAUUGCAUAAUGGCAUUAUUUGGUUCAUACAA
This is a messenger RNA of Populus nigra (black poplar), 1410 nucleotides long. Its product is annotated as 1-aminocyclopropane-1-carboxylate oxidase homolog 4-like. Bases 44 to 1270 code for a protein of 408 amino acids. The record is from RefSeq and is a predicted model, not a curated record. NCBI's taxonomy places the organism in Eukaryota, Viridiplantae, Streptophyta, Magnoliopsida, Malpighiales, Salicaceae. The transcript is spliced from 3 exons.